This is a messenger RNA of Dermochelys coriacea (leatherback sea turtle), 1120 nucleotides long. RefSeq names its product outer dense fiber of sperm tails 3 like 1 (gene CIMAP1C). The record is from RefSeq and is a predicted model, not a curated record. Lineage: Eukaryota; Metazoa; Chordata; Testudines; Dermochelyidae.
AUGUCCAAGUAUAAAGGUCCCAGCUGAGCUGACAAUUAUGGUGCUAGCACCUGUUGAACCUCAGCCACAGCACCAGGGGGAGUCAAGCAGUACCCACCAAACAGUGCCAAAAUCAAAGGGCCAGGGGCUGGAAAAUAUGGCUGGCCUUGCACUGGCAUCAGGAAUCAUGACUUCAGCAUGUUUGCAGAACCAGCCUACACAAUGCGUAUAAAACACACGGAGAAAAUCUUGGCUGACACAGUAAGUCCUGGUGCCUUCUUCGUAGACCCUCACCUCUCCUGCUUUGGGUGGUGGAAGCCGUUGUCCUUCUGCAUACAGAACUGAGAGAAGAGUCUAAGUUUGAUGAGCACACCUGCCCCAACUGAAUACCACACAGAGAAAGUGCAUCCACAGAGGGAACCCUAUGCACUGGCUUAUUCCUUGGCUGACUGCACUCGUUACCAUGAAAAUGAUCCCAACCCAGCUCCCAAUGCCUGUACCCUCCCAGGGAUGCUGGGACCUAGACUACCCAUCAAGCCAUCUGCCCCCUGCUACAGCAUGGCCUCCAAAAUGGACAUGUGGAGCAAAGCCGAGGAGCUGGCAAGAGUCCCUGGCCCGGCAUCCUUUGUUGUGCCUGAACCGAAUAUCUAUUUGCACCAGCAAUCUGCCUACAGCAUGUGGAGAAAGUACAACUUCAUAAGGGACUCUACUCCAGGGCCGGCGGAUGACAAGACCCGCCGUGUCACCAUCACCAAGCCGAGGGCCCUGGAUUUCAGCCUGGGAAUCCGUCACUCCGAGUACCUCACCCCCUUGGUUAUUGAUGUUAUGGAGUGAGCGAGGCCACUACUCUGGGCUGUGGGCUGUUCUUACUCUGAGGCUCCCAAGCUGGGCCGUGACCAUGUGACACCAGCAUAUCAUUACAUGUUAAUCCUAGUAGGUACAGCGCACUUGAGGCCUGAUUCAAAGCCCUGCAAAGUCAAUGGAAAGACUACUGUUUAUUUCAGUGGGCUGUGGAUCUGGCUCUUGGCUUGAGGCUUUCUGACUUCUGUCAGUGAGGUUCACAGUGUGAUAUGACUGCACUUGCCCAAUGCUACCCCCCGUCCCUUGGCCCUUGCCCUUCCCCCUCACGUCACUGAAUGGU